AUGUGCAGCUUUCAUAGAAAACAUUAUUUAAAAUGUAUGAAAAGAAAACGGGAAAUCAUCUCAGAUUCUCAGCUUGACACUAUAGCCAUAACCAUAUUCUCCAAUUAA
Molecule: messenger RNA, 108 nt
Organism: Spirodela intermedia
Lineage: Eukaryota; Viridiplantae; Streptophyta; Magnoliopsida; Alismatales; Araceae
Source: the annotation of a GenBank genome assembly